Messenger RNA from Quercus robur (English oak), 2416 nucleotides. RefSeq names its product ultraviolet-B receptor UVR8. Bases 751 to 2229 code for a protein of 492 amino acids. The transcript has 7 exons. The record is from RefSeq and is a predicted model, not a curated record. Lineage: Eukaryota; Viridiplantae; Streptophyta; Magnoliopsida; Fagales; Fagaceae.
AACAGACCAGAGAGCUAAAGCUAAAGCCAAAUCCAAAAGUAGUUGGAGAAGAAAGAAGAACCCAUGAAAUUCCACGCACGGAGAUUCCUCUUUCUCUGCCUUUAAAACCCAAAUUAUAUUCCUUUAGAAAUAAAAAAGAAAAAGAAAAAUAAAAAGUCACAGUGCUCAGAGAGAGAGAGAGAAAAGCAUGACCGAGAGGAAAUGGAGCUAUAAAUAAAGAGAGCUCAAAGCCCUUACUUUAGUGGAAACUUAAUAACUUUCUCACCCAAUUGCUUAUUUUCCCAUUUUUGUAUUCUUUUUUAUUUAUUUGUUUAUGUUUUUUUUACUCAAUUCUACUAAUUCCGUGUUUAAUUUAUUGAAAAUAAAGUCAGGGAUCGGCACCGAAAAGCUUCUCUGGUUUCACUUUUCUUGGUGAAACCUUUUGCAUUUCUUGGAUAAUCCGGGGUUUGGAUUUUUUGACCCAUCUGAUGAUUUAUUUCCAAACACAAACAUUGUAUAAACCACCUGUGACUGUGAAUUUUUCAUCUAGGCCUCCUUUAUACUACUCAAUUUCCUAUAUUUUUCUUCCCUCUGAUGUUUUCUUUAUAUGCUGCUUUAAUUGCCUUAGAUUUCGUCUCAAAAUUUGACAUAUCCCAUAUGUGAAGUUGCUUGCUUUGUUUGAAUUCAACUUUGAGAGGGAGUGAUUGAGGGAAACUAGCAAGAUAUUGGGUUUCUAAUUUUGGGGUUCAAAGAAGUGGCCUUUUUAGUAAAAUGGGGGAUCGAUUUAGGUCUGUUUCGAUUGAGGAUUUGCCAUCGCAUUUAAUUUUGGAGAUUUUGACCUCUGGCCGGCUUGGUGCCGUUGAUCUUGCUUGUUUGGAGUUGACUUCUAGGACUUUUGGUGGCAGUCAUGGGUUGUACCCUCAUAAGUUCCGGUCGUUGGUGGACUUUGUGGCAUUUCAGCUGUGUGUGUCGAAUACAAUGUUUGCUUGGAUGAGUAGAAAUGCUCAGGGAGAGUUGUUUGAUCGGUGUAAUGGGAACUGGAAGCGGGUUUUGAGGUUCUUGCAGUCGGUGGAGCAAUCAUCAGAGAUGGUUGAGACCUCAGCAGGCAAUAUGCAGAUUACCACUGGAAUUUAUCACACAUUGCUGAUCAGCAAUUCAUCAGUGUACACUUGUGGUUCCAGCUUGUGUGGUGUUCUUGGUCACGGUUCCGAAACAACACGAUGUGUAGCAUUUACCCGGGUUGAUUUCCCAUCUUUGGCUCAUGUUGUGCAAGUUUCGGCUUACCAAAAUCAUGCUGCCUUUGUCAUGCAGUCUGGAGAGGUUUUCACAUGUGGAGAUAAUUCAUCAUUUUGUUGUGGCCACAGAGAUACAAGUCGCCCCAUUUUUAGGCCUAGGCUUGUUGAUGCAUUGAAGGGAGUUCCUUGCAAGCAGGUUGCUGCAGGGCUCAAUUUCACUGUGUUCCUCACAAGACAAGGGCAGGUUUAUGCAUGUGGGUCCAACACACAUGGGCAGCUUGGUCAUGGUGAUACCCUAGACAGACCAACUCCCAAAAUUGUUGAAGUGCUUGAGGGAGUUGGUUCUGUAGUUCAGAUUGCUGCAGGUCCAAGUUAUGUGUUAGCUGUAACUGACAGCGGGGCAGUCUACUCGUUUGGUUCAGGUUCUAAUUUCUGUCUUGGCCAUGGAGAGCAGCAUGAUGAGUUCCAACCACGUGCAAUCCAGACUUUCCGGAGAAAGGGAAUUCAUGUGGUUCGUGUCUCUGCUGGUGAUGAGCAUGCCGUUGCACUUGACUCCAGUGGACUUGUAUAUACUUGGGGCAAAGGCUACUGUGGUGCACUAGGACAUGGAGAUGAGGCUGAUAAAACUACUCCAGCACUCCUGAAUUGCCUUAAGAGCCAUCUUGCUGUGCAGGUAUGUGCAAGAAAGAGGAAAACCUUUGUUCUAGUAGAUGAUGGAUCGGUUUAUGGCUUUGGGUGGAUGGGGUUUGGUAGCCUUGGGUUCCCAGAGCGGGGAGUAUCUGAUAAAGUCAUGAGGCCCGGAAUCCUUGAAUGCUUAAGAGGUCACCAUGUAUCUCAAAUUAGUACUGGGUUGUACCAUACAGUUGUUGUCACUAACCGUGGAAAAAUCUUUGGGUUUGGAGACAAUGAAAGAGGACAGCUUGGGCAUGACACCUUGAGAACAAGCCUCAAACCUACUGAAAUUUUCAUUCAAGAAAUGACAGAUGAUACAAAUGCUGUUGCAGAUAGUGAAUGACAUUCAAGGAGCUAUCAUCUGCUUUGUGCUGGCUAUUUAAUAUAGCUUUGUAUAAGAAGUGAACACCAUAAGAUUUUUUUUUUUUUGGUUAUUCUUGUUGAAUUGCAUUACAAAAAAGAAGAAGAAGGAAUUGUUAAUGUACUUCAAAUUAUUGUUGUAUUUUAGAAUAGUUUUGUAGCAUUUAAAA